AUGGAGGCUGUUGCCGCGGUCACGACCGAGAAAAAAUCGGUCGUGGCUAAAAAGGUUAAAACCGCCGGUCGGGCCGUGCUGACCAAACGACCUCGUCAAGAGGCCGAGCCGGUCGUUGAACCUCCACAGCCUGCCAAGCGGGUAAAACAGCUGGCAAAGAAGGGCGCACGGGAGAUACACGUCAUCUCCAGUCAAACUACAGGGGCAACUACUCCCAGUGUUUCCCCUUCUCCUGCCGUUGUUGAAACCUCAUUCGAGAAACAGCCGGCCCCGGCCGCAGAGACAAUUCGAACACGGCCUGUCUCUGGGACUGGUAUACCAGUUGCGCCUCCCUCCGCCGAGAAAGCACCCGUUCCAAAAAAGGUGGUUUCUGUGACCGAGGGAAAAACCCCUGAAAAUCCAAAGCCCUCGGUCUUUAUUCUGGAAGAGAGUGAGGGGAGCGACGAGGUCCCGCUGGCAGAUCGUCUGCACCCUCGCCGACAACCUCCCCCAAGGUCCGAGAUGGUGGUUCAAGCCGGCCCCUCCACGGCUGACCGUGGCAAGCGUCCGGUCGAGGAACCCACGGCAGUGGCCGAACCUCUCGCUCCCUCUCAGGACCAGGAUGUCCCUGCCUCCUCCGAAACGGCUGUUCCGGUCGGCCCAUCUGCAGCCGACCGUGGCAAACGCCCACUCGAAGAACCCGAGGCAACGGCGGACUCACCCGUUCAUCCCCAAGACCAGGGCUUCCACAUUCCUCCACAGGAGGCUUUCUGGGAGGUCGAAUUCAAAGCCCUCCUCUCCAGUACUACUGCAGAGUCUGGUCCUUCGGCCGCUACGACCGAAGCUGCCGAUCCCAGCGCCCUAACCCAGCUGCGAGAAGUCCUGACUGACGGGCCCAUCUGGUCAAGACCCUCCUCAUUUGGUUGGUCGGCGACUACGGAUUCAGUUGUUGUCAAAGUCGGACAACGAGACUCUUCUGACCCUUCUUCAACGACGUCAACCGGCGGAGCUGCUUCGGCGACAGGUUGGUUCUGCGUGACCGCCUCAGGUGAGAUUGACAAUGUACUUGGGAUCAAGACCUGA
This is a messenger RNA of Malus domestica (apple), 1062 nucleotides long. Lineage: Eukaryota; Viridiplantae; Streptophyta; Magnoliopsida; Rosales; Rosaceae. The record is from RefSeq and is a predicted model, not a curated record.